Messenger RNA from Fusarium musae, 1434 nucleotides. RefSeq lists its product as uncharacterized. The coding region runs from base 1 to 1434 and encodes 477 amino acids. The transcript is spliced from 3 exons. The record is from RefSeq and is a predicted model, not a curated record. Gene Ontology annotation, molecular function: oxidoreductase activity. NCBI's taxonomy places the organism in Eukaryota, Fungi, Ascomycota, Sordariomycetes, Hypocreales, Nectriaceae.
AUGUCGAAAGAAUUCUCCGAAGAGGACAUCGCCGCGCAUAACACGCCGGAUGACCUAUGGCUGGCGAUCAAUAAUAAAGUCUACGACUUUACGGAUUUUGCGCCAGAUCAUCCAGGAGGUGCCGAGAUCAUCUACCAAUAUGCUGGCAAGGAUGCGAGUGACGAGUACAACAGUUUUCACGCGCCGUCAUUGGUCCAGAAAGCACUAGAUGCCAAAUAUCACCUUGGAUCUCUCAAAGUGUCUAGCAAUAAGAAAGAGCCAGAAUCCAAUGGGCAAGCAAAGAGCAAAUCAAGUAAUCCCAGUGAGAGACCUCCUCUUCGCGACAUCAUCAACUUGCACGACUUUGAGAACGUAGCAUCAACAGCACUCGCAAAGAAGGAAUGGGCAUAUAUCAGUGGAGGAGCAAACGAUAAUCUCACCCGUGACGCAAACGCCUCAUUCCUCGGUAGAAUCUGGCUACGGCCAGCAGUCAUGAGAGACGUCCGAACAGUCGACACCACAACCGAGCUAUUCGGUUGCAAUCUCCAGUUACCAGUAUACAUCUCACCAACUGGCGCAGCCUUGACUGGUGGCGAACAAGGAGAGCUCGCAUUAGCCAAAGGAGCAGCAAAGACAGGCAUCAUUCAGACACUGGCAACACCCUCUUCCUUCCCACAUGAAGAUGUCCUUGACGUCACGCCAGAACGAGCCUUUUUCCAGUUAUACGUGAACAAGAACCGAAAACUAUCAGAAGACCUGCUGAAAAAGGUCGCAAAAACUGGCAAGAUCAAAGCACUCUUCGUCACAGCAGAUUUACCCGUCGUGUCCAAGCGAGAAGCUGACGAGAGAGUUAAAAGCGCGAACGUCGGACCAGGGGAAGACUGGAAAGGAUCGGGGCUGGCACGUCAAACGGGCUCGUUCAUUGAUCCAUCUCUGAAUUGGGAUGAUAUCACCUGGCUCCGUGCUCAGGUCGACGUCCCCAUUGUCAUCAAGGGAAUUCAGAGAUGGGAAGAUGCUAAACUGGCUAUGCAACACGAUGUGCAGGGCAUUGUUCUAAGCAAUCAUGGAGGGCGCGCAGCGGACACAGCUCCUCCGUCAAUUUUGCUACUCUUGGAGCUUCACAAGAAUUGCCCUGAAGUGUUCAAUAAACUCGUCGUUUUAGUUGAUGGCGGAUUUAGAAGAGGUUCUGAUGUUCUCAAAGCUAUCUGCCUUGGAGCAUCAGCUGUUGGUCUUGGAAGACCAUUCGCUUACUCAGUCGGCUACGGUGAAGACGGCGUUGAACACGCCUUCAAUAUUCUACGAGACGAGCUGGAAACCGCGAUGCGUCUUUGUGGCCUGACAAACUUGGCAGAUGCCAGCCCCGACUAUGUAAACACUGCAGAUGUAGAUCACUUUGUCCGCGCUGGAGGACAUCCUUACGCCCGAAAAGUGCGGAGACCUGGUUCCAAGCUUUAA